CCCAUACAAAGUGUAGUCGAACGGGAGCAGCGAGUACACACCCCAAGCAUCUCCUAGGUCCCGUGUGGUCGGUCCAGAGCCUCAGAGGAUCUCAGUUCUUUGAAAUCAAGGAACAUGAUAAGGAGUUGGCUGAUUAUUUUUAUUUUUUUUCUCCUGAAGCUCAUAGAGAAAUGUGAGUCGACGGUCAACCUUGCUGUUCCUCCCACUGUGGUGCUGGAGAAUGGAAGCUCAGCCAAUGUCAGCAUCACCCUUCAGCAUCCACUAAAUGCGUCCUUGGUGAUCACUUUUGAAAUCACAUUUCAUUCAAAAAAUAUUACUAUCCUUGAGCUCCCUGAUGAAGUUGUGGUGCCUCCCAGAGUGACAGAGUCAUCUUUUCAAGUGACAUCUCAAAAUGUGGGACAACUUACUGUUUUUCUGCAUGGAAAUCAUUCCAACCAAACUGGCCCAAGGAUACGCUUCUUGGUGAUCCACAGCAACAUCAUCAACAUCAUAAACCAGGUGAUUGGCUGGAUCUACUUUGCAGCCUGGUCCAUCUCCUUCUAUCCUCAGGUGAUCAUGAACUGGAGGCGGAAGAGUGUUGUUGGUCUGAGCUUCGACUUUGUUGCCCUGAACCUGACGGGCUUCAUGGCUUACAGCGUGUUCAACAUCGGCCUCUUCUGGGUGUCACACAUCAAGGAGCAGUUUUUCCUCAAAUACCCGAAUGGAGUGAACCCCGUGGAGAGUAACGAUGUCUUCUUCAGCCUGCAUGCCGUCGCUCUCACCCUGGUUGUCCUACUGCAGUGCCUCCUAUAUGAGCGAGGCAACCAGCGUGUGUCCUGGCCUGCCGUGGGCUUCCUGGUUCUCUCGUGGCUCUUCGCACUCGUCGCCAUGAUUCUGGCCGUAGUUGGGGUAACCACGUGGCUGCAGUCUCUCUUCUUCUUCUCCUACAUCAAGCUGGCGGUGACGCUGGUCAAGUAUUUCCCACAGGCCUAUAUGAACUUUGUCUACAAAAGCACUGAGGGCUGGAGCAUUGGCAACGUGCUUCUGGACUUCACUGGGGGCUCUUUCAGCCUCCUCCAGAUGUUCCUCCAGUCCUACAACAAUGACCAGUGGACACUGAUCUUUGGAGACCCAACCAAGUUUGGACUCGGCAUUUUCUCCAUCUUCUUUGAUGUUGUCUUCUUCAUCCAGCACUUCUGCUUGUACAAAAAGAAACCCGGGUAUGAGCAGGUGCACUAGCACCAGGGCCCCAGUGUGAAUGGCCUGGGCCCUGGGCCCUGGGCCCACCAGGAAGGCUGGAGAAGCGGUCUGGAGCGCAGGGCUGGCUCCGUGUGCCAGCAGUGGAGAAGCGUUCUCUUCCUUGGGGCCAGAUGCCUUAAACACAAACCAGCCUGCCUUUGUCCAGGAUUUCCAGGGCUGGGGAGAGACCUCCCUCUGGGACAGACACCAGACUCUGCUCCAAGAUUGAAAGCCACACUGCUGGCGGCCCCUCGCGCGUCUUACUGGCCAGUGAUCUGGCCCUCCUGCCACUUGAGGCUGCCGUCUCUAUUUUCUUUAAGGCUACAGGCAGCGCCCACAGGUCCUGACAGCCAUCCCAAGCAGGACUGGACGCGGAGCUGGGAGCAGAAGGCCUUGCCCCAGGCAACCAGCGUUUCUGGGAGCAGCCUGAAGGACUGACCUUGCAGCUGGGAGAGCCAAGGGCACUUUGGUGGCACUGCUGUAUUCCCAGAGACCAAGCAGCCAGGUGCUGUGGCCCGUGGACUGAGAGGUGCUGGUGCUGGUGGCAGAGGGCCAGGACUUUGGGGUCAGGCCUUAGGGUCCCUUCUCUGAAGGAAAAGACUUCUGGGUCUUUAGUAUCCAACAGAUUGGUUCUGAACUGGACUCAGGCCCAAUACCUUCUGGAUUUUCAUCACACUAACACCCCUUUUGGAUUUUUUGGAGGGGUGUUUUGGGAGUGGCUGUCUGCCUACCUCCACUUUCCUAGAGUCAGGGCCCCAGACGAGUCCGGGCCCCAGACGAGUCCCUCCAGCUGCUCCUUACCCUGUUUGGAGGGCAGGACACACACACACACACACCAUCCGUGCCUUAGAGGCCUGUUGACCUGCCAGAUGGUGAGGGCAGGGCAGGCCUCCCUUCCCUCACUUCUCCCAGACUUCUAUCUGAGACUCACCAACGUUUUGGCUGGGAGCCUCAGAUAAAGACUUGAGACUGCCUCACACAAUCCUCACGGGCCGCCCUGAUCCCAUCCCAAUUCAACCUGUGGUCCUUCCUGUGGCAGGAGGGGGAGGGCCCCAGGACAUGCCUUGUACAUGCCUUGAGUUUGUCAGUCCACUCCAACUCUUCACUCCGAGAUCAAUGAGGGGCCUAGAUCCCGAAUUAAAACCUGGCUGUUUC
Messenger RNA from Molossus molossus (Pallas's mastiff bat), 2373 nucleotides. It is a transcript of the gene CTNS, whose product is annotated as cystinosin, lysosomal cystine transporter. Gene Ontology annotation, cellular component: lysosomal membrane. Gene Ontology annotation, molecular function: L-cystine transmembrane transporter activity. The transcript has 11 exons. The coding region runs from base 115 to 1218 and encodes 367 amino acids. Gene Ontology annotation, biological process: L-cystine transport. The record is from RefSeq and is a predicted model, not a curated record. NCBI's taxonomy places the organism in Eukaryota, Metazoa, Chordata, Mammalia, Chiroptera, Molossidae.